Molecule: messenger RNA, 1215 nt
Organism: Microplitis mediator
Lineage: Eukaryota; Metazoa; Arthropoda; Insecta; Hymenoptera; Braconidae
Product: carbohydrate sulfotransferase 11
Exons: 4
Coding region: 1-1038 (345 amino acids)
Biological process (GO): carbohydrate biosynthetic process
Cellular component (GO): membrane
Molecular function (GO): sulfotransferase activity
Source: RefSeq, a predicted model, not a curated record
AUGAUACAAUGGCGAGUCAUGAAGAUAAUACUUAUAAUAAUUUACCUAAUGUUUACCUUUGUACACUUGGAAAUAAAUAAUGACAAUAGUAAUAUAAAUAUAAAUAAUAACAAUGACAAUAAUAAUGAAUUAUCAAAUAAGUUUAAGCGAAAUAAACCGGCUUAUUCAUCGAUCGGUUCAAAUGCAUUAGCAAGAUCCGCUUUGGUGGAACGUCAAGAGAAGCUACAAUAUAACUGUGAAGAUAUAAUCACAGCUAAAAAAAUUAACGAACGUGUCUUGAUACCAAAUGAUUUUAGAAAUAUACUUGUAAAUGAUGAGCUUGAAUUGCUUUAUUGCUACGUACCGAAGGUUGCCUGUACUAAUUGGAAACGUGUUUUGAUGAUUGCAACUGGGAAAUGGUCUGGGAAUAAUCCCCUUGAAAUACCGGGAAAUCUUACUCACGCUGCUGGUACCUUUAAAAGAUUGAGUAAUUUUACGAUGCCGGAAAUUGAACGUAAAUUAUCAUAUUAUGAUACACUUAUUGUUGUAAGACAUCCUCUUGAAAGACUACUUUCGGCGUACAGAAAUAAAUUUGAAGCUAAAGAUGAAAUUGGUUCCAAGUACUUUCAAAAUCGUUUUGGUCGAAAGAUUAUAAAAAAUUACAGACGGAAUCCAACUAAAGAAUCUUUGACAAACGGAGAUGACGUUACAUUCAGUGAGUUCGUUGAUUUUAUAACUGAUAAAAACAUAAAUGGUACAAGCAACGAACAUUGGAAGCCCAUUUAUGAAUUAUGUUUGCCUUGUGAUGUUAAUUAUAAUCUUAUUAGCAAGUAUGAGACACUUGCUGAAGAUGCGAUGGAAAUAUUGGAAAGAAUUGGCGCUGGAUCGUUAACAUUUCCAAUGAGAGCAUCGAGCAAUGAACCAACGGCAGGAAAAUUGGAGCAUUAUUAUUCAAUGCUCACUUAUAAACAAAUUAAGAAAUUAGCUAAAAUGUACAAAAUGGAUUUGAAGUUGUUUGAGUAUUCUUUAGAACAAGUUCUUGGAUUUUCUUUAGCGUGACUUGUAUUGCUGUGUUCUUAUAGAUUUAUGUAACUAUAUAUUUUAAUGCAUUUAUUAAGGAUAUACAUUUUAAAUCUGUGAUUAUCAAGGUGCACAAUUUUUUAAUUUAAUAACUAUUUGAACUAUUAUUAUCAUACAAAUUUUUAAAGAAAAUAAAACGAUUUAUUGCCAUUUUUA